AUGCCCAUCCAGUCAACGAUUCCGAUUCUAGGGGCACCAAACUAUCUAGACUGGUUCUCCGUGCUCGAUAAUGGCUCAGACCAGGAGAAGAAUCACACAUUUCAGCGCGACAUACUGCCAUGCCUCUCCGACUACGCCGAAGGCACUUCGUUUGGCACAUUCCUACAGGAGCAUCAAUGGCUAAGAGAAUUCACUGCUCCAGAGUCAAGCUUCGCGGAGACAUUGCGAGAACUCGAGCAUUGCAUUGGAGGAGGCGUACCAACCACUACCGAUAAUGGAAUGAUUCGUCUGGGCGACGUCGUGGUCAGCAAGCCGGCAGGUGAACACUCAGGUGUGGUUCAAUACGAUCAUGGGAAAGCAGAACAGGGCUACUUCCAGCGGACAGGUGCGUUGGCGCCUCCCCCAAGAUUGUUGCUCAGCGCGGCUCAAUUCCUUGCAACUCAGCGGGCAAGAUCCAAAAUGGACCCGAUCGUUGAGAACAUCAGGCGGAUUGAUACGACGACUCGAGGCCUCCGGAAGUACGAAUACCCAGGUCUUGCCCAAGAUCGUCUGUAUCAGCCAGAGUACCUUCACAGAGAAGCCAGACGCUCUUGCCAGGAGUGUGGGUGCGAUCCAGCCAAGCUUAUACAGCGCGUCAACGCCGUAGAGGACGACGAUGGCCCGUUCGUGGUAGUUCAUCGUAGUACGAUCGCUUCCGGUGAGCUGGCAAUAAAAAACGGUAAGUUGAGGGAUGAUUUGGCCAAGCGGUACGAUAUUCUAUGUUUUGAGACUGAAGCUGCAGGGGUAUUGACAAACUUCCCUUGCAUGGUCAUCCGUGGUAUCUCGGACUAUUCUGACUCGCAUAAGAAUGGCCAGUGGCAUGGCUAUGCGGCCGCCGCGGCGGCAGCUUAUGCACGGGCCCUUUUCUUUCACAUGUCUGAUGUAGUUGAUUAG
Messenger RNA from Beauveria bassiana ARSEF 2860, 933 nucleotides. Its product is annotated as Ankyrin repeat protein. The record is from RefSeq and is a predicted model, not a curated record. Lineage: Eukaryota; Fungi; Ascomycota; Sordariomycetes; Hypocreales; Cordycipitaceae. Bases 1 to 933 code for a protein of 310 amino acids. The transcript is spliced from 2 exons. Gene Ontology annotation, biological process: nucleoside metabolic process. Gene Ontology annotation, molecular function: catalytic activity.